AAUUGAAUUUGUGAUCUAUUGUUAUUAAAUUUGUUACUGAUUUGCUUGUUAAAUCUGGAUUUGCAUAGAUUCCUACCUCUUGUAUUUCUUAAAUUUUUGCUGAUGCUACUGCGAUUUCAUGUUCUGUUGAUUCUUCUUAUUGCUGUUGUGAUUGAAAUUUGAUGAUAAUUCUUUUUCUUCUGCGAUGAUGUAUUGUGGUUGUUGUGUUUGAUAGUUUUUCAAAUAUGCUCCAAGUUCUUCCAAAAUUACAUCUAAAUCUAAAACUUCAUUCCAAGAGAUUUUCGAUAGGAUUAGACGAGAAUUUGGCUGAUAUCUAUACAAAAAGCAAUAUCAAAUACCAUUCUGGCUGCAGUUGGAUUGCAUUGUUUCCGUCAUCGGAACCAGGCAAGAGCCUUUUCCAUUUACAAUGUUAUUAUUAUAUAUAUGUUUUCCAUUUUCAGGUUCCUGGAAGAUCAGACAAUGACAUCAAAAAUUUUUGGAACACAAGAAUGAAGAAGCGCCUAAGAGAAUAUCCUCCACAAAUAACGGUUCAACAAGUACAACACUUUUCCUCAUCACCAUUUUAUUCGGUCUUAGCUUCAUGUUACCCUAAAAAUAAUCUCAAUGUUGAACUACCUUCAAACAUUUCUGCUGCCAAUUCUCCACCAAAUCAUAAUCAGAAACAACCUAAUCAAAAUUAUUAUUCUUCUUCUUCUUCUUUCUCUUGCACCAAUAAUAAUGCAAGUUUUGUAUUGCCAUUAGCCCCUAUGUCUCCUUAUUGUAAGAGUAGUGGUUUAUUGAAUGAUGUGGUGAUGGAGGGUAAUGCUCUUUGUCGCAAGGGAAAGUCAAAGAUGGAUGCAACCAUUGUUAUUGUUAGGGAGAAAGAAGAAUUAGCUGAUAAGAGGAAAAUUAUUGAAGAAGGUAAAGAGCCACCGUUGCCACCAAUUGGAACCAGUAAAAAGGAAGAAACAGCCACCAUUAUUGCAACUCAAAGCUCUUCUCAUCAAUUGAUUUCAACAGAGAAGAAUGAUAAUGGAGGUUGUAACAAUAACAAGGAGGCAUUGAAUAAUUUUAUACCACAAAUGGACGAUGAAUUGCUUAGCAUACUUAAAAAUUGUCCAAUAUAUUCGCCAGUGCGAAAGUGGUACAAAGUUGAUUAUGAUGAGGACUUCCCUGAUGAUGAUGAUGAUGGAUUUGAAUCUUGGUAACAUACAGAAUAUUGAUGGAUGGUAAUAACUAAAGAAAUCAUAUAUGCAUUCAUUCAUAUAUUUAGAAUAAUUAGAAAUCCAAUAUGCUAUGUUAGGAUUUUAAGUUAGGUAAGCAGAAGAACACACUGCAAUUUCAAAGUGUGCAGGUUAGGGCAAUCAAAUUUAUUGAGUUUUUUUUUUAGAUGUCCUUAACAAAUGUCAUGACUUAGCUUGUUUAAUAAUUUUUUCUUGUGUGCUUUCAUACAUGCAGUUGAAUGAAAUUACAUUUAGGCAAUUCUUGAUAUAUUGAAUAAAUAUGUUUUAAAAUA
Messenger RNA from Arachis ipaensis, 1495 nucleotides. Lineage: Eukaryota; Viridiplantae; Streptophyta; Magnoliopsida; Fabales; Fabaceae. The record is from RefSeq and is a predicted model, not a curated record.